AAUCCCAUCCACCUCUCUCGUGACUGGCCAUCGCCCCCGAUACGACCCACGAAACCAUGGCAGCUGCAAGCAUAUUUCGCAAGAGCGCUGAUGAGUGCAUCCCUCACCUUCGCUUAUUGCUUAGUUCGUCUAGGCGGAGGGGUCUUCCCCCGUCACUGAUCAAUUGGCAGACUUGUGGUGGGUGGCUUUUCCUUCAUUGCUCUAUUUAUUCGUCGAGGAACCGGAUUGAGCGAGUGUGAGCUGAUAUUUCUUUGCGUAAAUUUACAGGGCCGAUAAUUGACAAGCUAAACCUGCUCAGCUACAAAGAGCCCACGAUAAUAGACAUGAAUCCGGGUCCCGGAAUCUUCUCGGCAGCACUGCAUGAACGAUUGCAACCGAAACAGCACAUAUUGCUGGAGCCCAUAGAGAUAUACGGAGAAGGGAUGAGGGAAUUUCAAAAAACGUACAAAAACUCCUGGUAUAUCCCGCUGGACGGCUAUGACUGGAAUACCUACAACCAAUUAUUCUCCGACAAGCCGCCGCCACCCCCUUGGCCGGACGGUUUUCCCACACCAAAUAUCCAAACCGCGGCUUCUGGGGACAUUAAUUCCGAGUUACUGUUCGUCGGGAACAUGGGUAAAUCGGUGAAGAGCGAGAGAUUGAUAGCUCAAUUCGUCAGUUGCUGUGCUUUGGGAAGUUGGGUUCAACGGUAUGGACGCGUGCGCUUUCUACUAUGGGUGCCCGACUCGAUCAGGGAUAAAUACCUACCCCGGAGCAUAGCAGCGAGAGCAAGACCCGCUGCGACGGCAGAGGCAAUAGUUGACAUCACUGAGAUCGCAACAUCAAACUUGAUCCGCCAAGGGAGGGGCUUCCAGAAACUUCCGACGAUAAACCUGGAUAACGUUGAUGUGGAAGAAAAUAAGCCCAUUAUAAGCAAGCGGCAGGAGACAAAGUUGGUGGUUAGGGAGAAGUUGGUGGAAGCUGAAAUUAAAAGAUUAGUAAAGGAAGAGAUGAAAUUGCCAAAAAAGGGCCGCGGCCGUCCAACAAAACAGUCCGCCAAGGAGCGGGAAGAACUGAAGAAGACAAUAGCCAGGGUCCGCAAGGCCGUUGAAGCAAUCCGCGACGGGAAGAAACCGAAGCCACUAGCGAAUCUCUCACCCGAGGAACACGGGAGGCUACUCGAGAGAUACGACGAAAUCCGGAGAGCGUUCGGAUAUAAAACAAGCGCAGAGAUAGCAGCCGAGGAGAAAGAGCGCAAGCAAAAACGGAGGUUGCCGAAGAGCCCUGGCCGCCCACGAAAACUCCCCCAACGCAGUGAUCCCGCAACGACAGCAGAAUUAACAGCGAUCGAGGACAAGAUAAGGGAUAGCCCGGGGCUCUGGGUCCAGGGUAUGGAACACCCGCCCUGGUACUACAUGAGCAAUAAGAAGGCACUUCGAAAUCUUGCCACCAGCAUAGCUACCACCCACCCUGCCCUCCGCGUUGAUCCGCGCGUAGCGCUUCAGCCAGAGAAUAUUCACGCCAUCACCACGGAGGCAGCCGGCGCGGGCGAUAAAGGAGGGGGAAGCGCGGCCCGGGCAUGGGAGGAAUACGACGAGCAAUGGUCUCGCAGAAACGAAGUUAGAUCUCGAGCGCAAGGGCGAGAAGACGAAAUUUACGCUGUCCACAACAAACUUUUGAAUGCCUAUAAUCGGCCAUUCGAACCUUUCACUAUCAACCCCGCAGAAGAUUUUUACCCACACGUACUACCCCCCUCCCCCUUCCACCCACUCUAUUACGCUGGCUAACUUUUAUCCAGACGCCGAUGACCCUCCUAGAAAUUACCCCCAAAGUCCCCCACCCCUUCUUCUCCCCGUCCUCCCUGCGCGAGCGCGAGGAUAACUGGCUAACAUUUGAAUGGCUCGUACGUCACUUAUUCGUCCUCCGCGCUAGCGGCGUCAUCAGCGCGCUUCGCAGUCUCGCUCCGGGCGCGGAGAACAUACUAGCGGACCUGCCCCCCCACCAGCAAAUCCCGCCAAGCAGGAGGGUGAGGUGCCUGGGGACGGACGAUCUGGUGAACCUCACGAUGGCGUGGAAGAGGUGGCCGUUUAAGGACCCCAGCACCCGGUUUCAGCAGCAUAUCGUGAGGGAUCCCAGGGUGACCAAGGCUCCACACACUUGA
Molecule: messenger RNA, 2140 nt
Organism: Tuber aestivum (summer truffle)
Lineage: Eukaryota; Fungi; Ascomycota; Pezizomycetes; Pezizales; Tuberaceae
Source: the annotation of a GenBank genome assembly